This is a messenger RNA of Balaenoptera ricei (Rice's whale), 818 nucleotides long. RefSeq names its product anaphase promoting complex subunit 10 (gene ANAPC10). Gene Ontology annotation, cellular component: anaphase-promoting complex. Lineage: Eukaryota; Metazoa; Chordata; Mammalia; Artiodactyla; Balaenopteridae. The record is from RefSeq and is a predicted model, not a curated record. Bases 120 to 677 code for a protein of 185 amino acids. The transcript is spliced from 5 exons. Gene Ontology annotation, biological process: anaphase-promoting complex-dependent catabolic process; protein K11-linked ubiquitination.
AUCAUGUCUACAGACGGGGAGCGGACAAGCAGGAUUCGACUUCAUGGCGGCAAAGAUAAUUCACUCAUUCCACAAUCCCCAAACGGCGGAAGAAAAGGCUUCCACAGAAUAUUUUUAAAAUGACCACACCAAACAAGACACCUCCUGGUGCUGACCCUAAGCAGUUGGAAAGGACUGGAACAGUACGGGAAAUUGGGUCACAAGCUGUUUGGUCACUCUCAUCUUGCAAACCAGGAUUUGGAGUGGAUCAAUUACGAGAUGACAAUCUAGAAACUUAUUGGCAGUCAGAUGGCUCCCAGCCUCAUUUAGUGAACAUCCAAUUCAGAAGAAAAACAACAGUGAAGACAUUAUGCAUUUAUGCGGACUACAAAUCUGAUGAAAGCUAUACUCCAAGCAAGAUCUCAGUCAGAGUAGGAAAUAAUUUUCACAAUCUUCAGGAAAUUCGGCAACUUGAAUUGGUGGAACCAAGUGGCUGGAUUCACGUUCCUUUAACUGAUAAUCAUAAGAAGCCAACUCGCACAUUCAUGAUACAGAUUGCUGUUCUAGCCAAUCAUCAGAAUGGAAGAGAUACCCACAUGAGACAAAUUAAAAUAUACACACCUGUGGAAGAGAGCUCCAUUGGUAAAUUUCCUAGAUGUACAACUAUUGAUUUCAUGAUGUAUCGCUCAAUAAGGUGACCUUGAAAUAGAACAAAAGUCAUUAAACAUAUCUUUAUCUUGUCAGUAAAUAUUAAAUCUGGUAUCUUUAUUGAAAAAUGCAUCAAUUAUUUUGCAAUUUUUUAUGCAUUGAAAAGUAUUUUAUUGUAACUUUAAUAAAUA